AAUGAGACUGCGCACAUCAUCAUGGGGAGUUAACGUUAAGGAGUGACAGACGAGCUGAUACUAAUGUCCGUGCUUUUUUAUAUUUUGUGAAUUCGUGCUAUUGUACGCACCACAGUGAGUCGUGUCAGAGGUCCGUGUAGUCGUAAGCCAUGCGGCGGAGUAAGGCUGAAGUGGACCGAUACGUCUCCUCGGUACAGAGUUCAUCUCCCUCACUCAAAGAGAAGCCAGUCAAAGGAUUUUUAUUUGCUAAAUUGUACUUUGAAGCAAAGGAAUAUGAACUUGCAAAAAGGCAUGUUUCAGAGUAUCUCAAGGUCCAGGAGAGGGAUCCCAAAGCACACAAGUUCCUUGGACAACUCUACGAGAGAGAGGGAGACAUCAACAAGGCAGUAGGAUGUUACAAGCGGUCAGUGGACUUGAACCCAGCCCAGAGGGACCUGGUGCUGAAGGUGGCUGAGCUGCUUGUCGGUAAGGAGGAAUGUGACAGCAGAGCAGAGUUUUGGGUGGAGAAAGCUGCAAAGCUGUUACCAGGGAACCCAGCAGUCUUCAACCUAAAGGAGCGUCUGUUGAGUCGUCAGGGUCAGCAGGGUUGGAACAGGUUGUUCGACCUCCUGCAGGCCGAGCUGGCAGCACGACCGGGUGACGCCCACGUGAAUGUAAAGUUGGUUCAGCUGUUCUGUCAGGAUGGUCGGCUGGAUGAGGCUGUUAAACAUUGUCUGACUGCUGAGAAAAGGGGCCUGCUGCGCCACAGCCUGGACUGGUACACUGUGGUGCUGCACACACUACAGGAAUACCUGUCUCAACCCAGCGUCUCCAGCAAUGAAAAGAUGUGUCGCCGUCUCCAGAGAGAGCUGCUGUUGGCACACUGUAGCCUGCUGAGAAUCACCCUGUCUGAGGGCAGUGUGCAGUCCAGCCUCGAUGCACUUAGAGGUUUUGACCAAGCUAUGCAGACUCUGAGCAGCAUUGUGGGCCACCACACAGAUGAUCUGUGCGAGGCGUUUGUGGAGAUGAGGGGUCACCUCUACCUGCAUGCUGCUACACUGCUGUUGAAACUGGCUCAAGAUCGCCAACACACCUGGAGGGCAGUCAUUGACCUGGCUGCACUGUGCUACCUGCUAGCAUACCAGGUCCCCAGACCAAAGCCAAAAUUGACCAAAAGAGACCAAUCAGCCCCAUAUCUUCUGGAGCUGCUGGCCAAUGACCGACAGAGUCAGUCUGGGCACAUGCUGUUUAAUCUGAGUGCUGAUUCAUCCGCCUUAAUCAGAGAGGUGGUGGAGGCAUUUGGGAACCGCAGUGGUCAGGACUCUCUGUUUGAACUCCUGUGGGGACCGCAGGCCUCCACCGGAUCUUCCUUUAUCGCCAACGAUGACAUUCAUUCCAUCAACUCCAUGGCUCCAGAGCUGUCUCAGCUGGCCAAGUGGGACGCUGGCUCCAUCCUGCUGCACAGUGGUGAUUUGCAACAUCUGAGCUGGCUGGGGCUGCAGUGGACGCUUCUGACACAAAGACCGGCGCUGCGAGAAUGGCUUCAGCAGCUCUUCCCAAGGCUUACGCUGGAAACCUCCAAACUAGACACCAACGCACCGGAGUCAAUCUGCCUGUUGGACCUGGAGGUGUUUUUAUACGGUGUGGUGUUCUGCAGCCACUGUCAGCUCAAGGAGACAGCAAAGAUCAGCAGUGGAGUGAAUCAGCAGCAGCAACAGCAGCUCUAUGAGCCUCGCUGCCUCCCGCUUCCUCUCCUCCGCCUCCUGACCACCGACAGACAGAGGGAGUGGUGGGAUGCCAUCUAUAGCCUCAUUCACAAACGUGCAGCUCCCGGCAUGUCGGCCAAGCUGCGGAUGAUUGUGCAGCAUGGACUGAACACUCUGAGGGCCAGAGAGAAACAUGGGCUUCAACCAGCGCUGGCCAUCCACUGGGCUCAGUGUCUCAGCCAGACGGGUGACGGAGUAAACUCAUACUACGACCAGAAGGAGUACAUCGGCCGCAGUGUCCACUACUGGAACAUUGUCCUCCCACUGUUGGAGAAGAUCAAAAACAGACGAAGUAUACCUGAACCACUCGAGCCGCUUUUUAUCCACUUCCCUUCCAAAGACAUUCAGAUUUCUUCUGUGAAAGGUUAUGAAGAGGAAGCCAAAAUAGCAUAUGCGGUUCUCUUCGACAUUGAAGGCAGAACCGAGGAGGCCAUCGCUGCCUUGGAAACCAUCAAUAACAUGUCAUCCAUCUGGCAUUUAGCGCAGAUCUAUCAGCGGCUGUCAGAGGAAGCCAGCAGUGGAGUUGAAGAGACUCAAGAUCGGUGUAUCACCUUUCUGAGAAAGUUCAGGACCUACCUGUCUAAGAUCUACAAUGCCAAUGCAGAUGACAUUGAAAAGCUGCCUGUGUCCAUGGAGGAAGUUGUGGACCGCCUUAAUGACGUAAACCAGCAGCUGGGAGAGAGUGGGGAGGGCAUGGAUGAAGAGGAUGAGAAGGAAGAGGAGGGGCGAAGAGGACCAGCCCACUCCAGCCCUGCUCAUCCCACAGAAACUUGUGCAACCAUAUCGCACAUUAAGUUUUCCACUCCAUCUCCCAACAAAAGUAUCAUCUCUCCUUCCAAAAGACUAAUUUCUCCCAAGACACCACCUCACUGGGUGGAGGACCAGAAAAGUCUCCUUCAGAUGUUGUGCCAGCAAGUUGAAGCGCUCAAGAAUGAGGUUCACGAUCUGAGACAUAACUCAUCAGGAAAUGCAAGCUCUCCUCAUAAGAUGUAUGGAGAGAGCUACGGUGCCGAGGGCCUGCAAGAACCAUUUACCCCAGUGCAGUCCUACCAUGGGGCCCCACUAACAGUUGCCACCACAGGCCCGUCUGUAUACUACAACCAGUCUACAGCUUAUAACUCUCAGUAUCUCUUGCGCACAGCAGCAAAUGUGACUCCUACCAAGGGUCCAAUGUAUAGUGUGAACCGUAUGCCACCUCAGCAGCAUAUGUAUGCCUACCAGCCGCCCACUCACACACCUCCGUUGCAAACAGCCCCAGCCUGCAUCUACCCUCCACAGGAGCAAGUCUUUGGUGCCCCUCUUCGGUUUGAAUCUCCAGCCACAAACCUUCUUUCUCCAUAUAGUGAAGAAUAUUAUGGCCAGAGUGUUACCCAGCAAACCACUAAUCCUCCUCUGCCUGAGCCUGGCUACUUCACCAAGCCAUCGGUAGUCCCUGUUCAGCCACCAAAGAGUAUUGAGGGGAAGCCUAUGGACUUUGGAAAGCUCUCCUUCAGCCAACAGGCCCCAGCUGAGGUCCCCAGAGUGCCUAGUUUUGGUGCAGGAGCAGUUGCCCAGUCAACACCUUCAGCUGCUUUUAAAUUCAACUCCAACUUUAAAUCCAAUGAUGGAGAUUUCACUUUCUCAUCUUCCCAAGCCAAGCACAGUGAAAGUUUGCUUGGUCUUCUCACAUCAGACAUUCCUGCUAAAACAGAUGCUGUUCCAGAGAAGCAAGCCGCUCAGGAGCAACCCCCCAGCCAAACAGGCAUCUUCACCUUUGGCAAUAAAAAUAUUACUAGCUUUUCAUUUGUUGAUUCAGCACAGACCACAGCUACUGGCAGUCUGUUUGGAAAAGUGGAGCAGCCAUUUAAAUUUGGAGAUAUUUCCAAGCCAGCAUUUGAGGUAGCCAAGCCAGCAGCAGAACAGGAAAGAGCAGCAGAGAGUGACAAUGACAGCACUCACAUCGAGGAGGAUGAAGAUGGGCCUCACUUUGAACCCAUUGUACCACUUCCUGAUAAAGUAGAUGUGAAAACAGGUGAGGAAGAGGAGGAGGAAAUGUUUUGCAACAGGGCAAAGUUGUAUAGGUUUGACACCGAAACAAAAGAGUGGAAGGAACGAGGCAUUGGCAAUGUUAAAAUCCUAAAACAUAGCACUAAAGGGAAGGUCCGACUCCUAAUGAGAAGGGAACAAGUCCUUAAGAUCUGUGCAAACCACUACAUCACUGCUGAUAUGCUGCUGAAACCAAAUGCUGGCUCUGACAAAUCCUGGGUAUGGAAUGCCAUUGAUUAUGCAGAUGAGGAGCCGAAGCCUGAACAACUGGCCAUCCGUUUUAAAACAGUAGAUGAGGCAUCACUAUUUAAAGCUAAAUUUGAGGAAGCCCAGAAAAUCGUCCUCAAAUCACCGGAAGAGCACUAUCAACACGAGAGGAAAGAGGAAAGCUUGAAAGAGUCUGAGUCUCUGGCAGCCCAGUUUGCACUUAAGGAAGGUGAAUGGGAGUGCACUGUUUGCUAUGUAAGAAAUGCACCCACAGAUGUGCGGUGUUUGGCGUGUCAAAGUCCCAAUCCCAAAUCUUCAUCAAAGCCAGACAUUCAGCCUGCAGGUGAAACCAAAGCCAGUCCAUUUACUUUCAAAUUUGGUACAGAUUCAUCAAAGCAGAGUAGUUUUGGCUCGACAUUUACUGGAUUUGGAGCUUUUGGUGCAUCUGUACCCUCGUCAUUUACAUUUGGUAUCAGCUCCUCAAAAACUCCUGACACAGGAACCAGUGCAUUUGAUUGUGGCUUUGGGGCUCAGUUUGCCAAGAAGCCAGGGCAGUGGAACUGUGACACAUGUUCUACGAGAAAUGAGGCCUCUGCAGACAGUUGUGUUUCUUGCAAAGCUCUUAAAACAUCAACUGAAACAACUGCCACAGCACAAACGACACCAGCUGCAGAUGCACCUGCUGUACAGCCCUCGAUAUCUACCGUAGACAGUCGGUUAUUUGCCCAGUUUAGCAAGAAGCCCGGGCAAUGGGACUGUGAUGUAUGUGAAAUCAGAAAUGAAGCAUCUGUUGAUAAAUGUGUUGCCUGUAAAAGGCCAAACCCUUCUGCUAAAUCUACAGAGGGGACUCCAGCAGCAUCAAACCUGUCAGCAGAGUCAGGACUGGGGGCUUUUGCUAAGAAAGAUGGGCAGUGGGACUGCAACACCUGCCUUGUCAGAAAUGAUGCAUCAGCUGCUUCCUGUGUUUCCUGUCAUGCACCAAAUGAGAACCCUUCUUUAGAAGCCAUGUUUGCUAAGAAAGAUGGAGAAUGGGAUUGUGACAUUUGUCUGGUGAGAAAUGAUGCCUCUGCCAACAAAUGUGCAGCCUGUCAGACCCCAAAUCCUAAUGCAAAAAGCACAAGCAACGCUGCACCCUCUGCCUCAAGCUUCAGCUUUGUCUUUGGAACCAAGAGUUCAUCAAGUCAGUCUGCUGGAACUGGAUUUACCAUUCCUUUUGGAAGUGGCAGUACCUUUCAGUUUGGUGAAAAUAAAGAUAAAAAUUCAGCUGCUUCUUUCAAGUUUGAAGCUUCUCAGUCAGGAUCAAGUGCCACAACUUCAGGCUUCUCUUUCUCCAUGCCCAAUCCAGCAGGUGGCUUUAAGUUUGGCAUUCAGGAACCUGCUCAAGAAUCCCCCUCAAAUGAUAAUCAAACACCAUCAGGGCCAGCCUCUAGUUUUCUUAAAAGCAUAGCUGACAAACACAAGGAGGAAAAAAGUUUGUCUACACCUUCAGUGGGCCAAACAGAUCAAGAUCAAAAUCCACUAGUUGCUGGAAAAACCAAUACUUUCAGUUUUGCAGACUUGGCAAAAUCAUCUGGUGGGGAUUUCCAGUUUGGUGAGAAAGACCCAGAUUUCAAAGGCUUCUCUAGGGCUGGUGAGCAGGUGUUCUCAUCUUUCCAGGCAACCCCCACCAAGACAGAAGCUACAAAUGAGCUGGAGGAUGACGACAUGUAUAAAACGGAGGAAAAUGAUGAUAUCCAAUUUGAACCGGUGGUUCAGAUGCCGGAGAAGGUGGACCUGGUGACGGGGGAGGAGGAUGAACAGGUUCUUUAUUCUCAGCGUGUCAAACUGUUCAGAUUUGACUCCAAUACCAGUCAGUGGAAAGAGCGUGGUGUAGGAACCCUCAAAUUCCUAAAAAACAAUUCUAAUGGCCGGCUAAGGGUGCUGAUGAGAAGAGAACAAGUUCUGAAAGUGUGUGCCAACCACUGGAUCACCACUACUAUGAACCUUAAGCCUCUGGCAGGCUCAGACAAAGCAUGGAUUUGGAUGGCCAAUGACUUCUCUGAUGGAGAUGCUAAACUUGAACAGUUGGCUGCAAAGUUUAAAAGCCCUGAGCUUGCAGAGGAGUUCAAAGAAAAGUUUGAAGAGUGUCAAAGACUUCUCUUGGAUAUCCCCCUGCAAACUCCUCACAAGCUGGUUGACACAGGCAGAACAGCACAUCUCAUUCAGAAAGCAGAGGAAAUGAAGUCUGGUCUGAAAGACCUGAAAUCCUUUUUGACAGACGAGAAAACCAAGAUCAAAGAUGAUGACACCCAGGGAGACAUGACAACAUCCAGUGAUGUUUCAAGCCUUGUAAGCAAGCCUCAUGGGGAAACUACUGGCCCCACUUUGGAGUGGGAUAACUACGACUUAAGAGAAGAAGCUUUAGACGACACUGCUAACUCAUCGGUCUAUGCCUCACCCCUUGCCAGUAGCCCCCUGAGGAAGAACCUUUUCCGCUUUGGGGAAUCCACUGGUGGGUUCAGCUUCAGCUUCCAGCCUGGAAUCAGCCCCGCCAAGUCUCCCUCAAAACUUAACCAGAGUAGAGCUUCAGUGGGCACGGAUGACGAGCAGGAUGUAAGCCAGGAUGAAGAGCGGGAUGGUCAGUACUUUGAACCUGUCGUCCCCUUGCCUGACUUAGUGGAUAUUUCUACAGGAGAGGAAAAUGAACUGGUGGUCUUCAGUCACAGAGCAAAACUGUAUCGUUACGAUAAAGAACUGGGACAGUGGAAGGAGAGGGGUAUCGGAGAUCUCAAGAUCUUGCAGAAUUAUGAAUCCAAACGAGUGAGGCUGAUAAUGAGGAGAGACCAGGUUCUUAAGAUCUGUGCAAACCACUGGAUCACAGCAGCCAUGAAGCUGGAACCUAUGAAGGGGGCAGAGAAAGCCUGGGUCUGGAGUGCUAUGGACUUUGCUGAAGAAGGACAGGGCAAUAUUGAGCAAUUGGCUGUGAGAUUCAAACUGCAAGACACUGCAAAUACAUUCAAGGAGGUCUUUGAAGAAGCCAAGAUUGCACAGGACAAGAAGGAACUCAUGGAUCCAGUGACCUCCAGAGUUGCUGCACCACAAGAUGGUGGAGCUGCAGGCUCUGCAACAAUUGCUGCGACUGUAUGUGGGAAAGCAGCCAUAGCUGUUCUGGAAGAGACCACAAAAGAACGUACAGAGCUUUCUCCUGACACUAGGCCAUGUGCAGCUGGGUCUCAGAGUCCAGUCAAUCCUACAAAGGCCGUAGUGUCUCCCCCUAAGUUUGUCUUUGGGACUGACAGCCUUCAGAAGUUUUUUGGCACUCCUAAAUCUCCCUCUGAAAGUGAUGGAUCUGCAUCUGUUUUGAAAGCCAGAGAUUCUGGACGUCAUGCCACGGCUUCGCCUGCAGCUCCUGCAUUCAAAAUCCCAGAUAAAGGGUCCCCUCAGGCAGAAGGAAGCAGUGCAGGGUCGGAUGAGGACUCUGAGGUGGAGAUUGUGUAUGUCAGAGAGCCCACUGCUGAACAGGUAGCUUUAGCCAGGAAACUCCUGCUGCCCCUCACCUUCUUCUGCUACCAGAAUGAACCAGGCUACACCAGUGACGAUCAAACUGAUGAUGAGGACUUCGAGUCAGCAGUGGCAGCCUUGAAUGGAAAGAUCUACCCUGAUCCUCCUGAGAAAAAGGCUGCAGCUUGUGCUGAUGAACCGGACUGUCAGGUGGUGUGGGAGAAGAAGCCAACGCCAGAAGAGGAGGAGAGGGCCAAAAGUCUCCAGCUUCCUCCCACUUUCUUCUGCGGUCUGAGUACCACAGACAGUGACCCGGAUCACGACAAGCCUGAAGACUUUGAGACAGAAGUCCGCAAAGCACAGCAAGUCCUGGUUGCCCAGUUAAACAAGGCUGAACAGGCCUCCAGCAGUCCUGCCGAGGCCACAGCGGAGCCAACGCCUGGCCUGUCAUUCAGCAGUGUGGAGGCUGCAGGCAGCACGUCUGCACCGGAUGAGCAGACCUCAGACCAGCCAGCAGAGACUCAGAGUGAAGCUCAUAGCAGCAGCUCUCCUAUUGACUUGUCGACCAAGAAGACUUUAGAGCCAGAGAGCAGCACUGAGACUGACGCUGCAGCUUCUACAGCUACAACUAGUCAAGACUCCACCUUUGGCUUCAACUCGUUGGGAGGUUUUUCUUUUGCCGACUUGGCCAAAAACACAGAAGGAUUUGCAUUUGGAACAAAUGACUCUAAUUUCUCAUGGGCAAAUGCUGGAGCAACAGUAUUUGGGUCUGCAGUUCCCUCUGCGCCGAAAAACACUGCUGAAGAGGAGGGAAGUGAUGAGGAAGAGGCUUCUAAUAACGUGGAUAUUCACUUUGAGCCUAUAGUCUCCCUACCUGAGGUGGAGACAAAGUCUGGGGAGGAGGAUGAGGAAAUCUUAUUUAAAGAGCGCGCUAAGCUGUACCGAUGGGACCGAGAUCUCGGCCAGUGGAAGGAACGAGGCAUCGGUGACCUCAAGAUCCUCUUCCACCCGACCAAACAUUUCUACCGAAUCCUAAUGAGAAGAGAGCAGGUGCUGAGGGUUUGUGCCAACCACACGAUAUCACCAGCAAUGGAGCUUAAACCCAUGAACGCCUCCGCUAAUGCUCUGCUCUGGACCGCCACUGACUACUCAGACGGUGAUGGUGUUGUGGAGCAGCUUGCGGCCAAGUUCAAGACCCCUGAGAUAGCAGAAACCUUCAAGAAGACCUUCUGCGAAUGUCAGAGCCACAUAGGUCAAAGUGGUGACGACGCUUCGAGCACACAGAUGUCCAGAGUUCAGGAGCACUCCAGAGACACUAACCCGAAGGUGUUCCUCACAGUGGCAGCUGAUGGCCAACCGCUGGGCACCGUCACUAUAGAGCUCUUCUCUCAUAUUGUCCCCAAGACCGCAGAGAACUUCAGGGCUCUGUGUACUGGCGAGAAAGGCUUUGGGUUGAAGGACUCAAUCUUCCACCGGAUCAUACCAGAUUUCAUGUGUCAGGGUGGUGACAUCACCAACAGCGAUGGCACAGGAGGCAAAUCCAUCUACGGCAGCCAGUUCGAGGACGAGAACUUUGAUGUUCGGCACACGGGCCCGGGCAUUCUGUCGAUGGCUAACUGCGGCCGAGAUACCAACAACUCGCAGUUUUUCAUAACGCUGAAGAAAGCCGAACACCUCGACUUCAAACAUGUGGCUUUCGGCUGGGUCCGGGACGGCAUGGAUGUGGUGCAGCAGAUGGGAGAGCUGGGCACAAAGGGAGGCGCUCCGUCAAAAAAGCUUGUCAUCACAGCCUGUGGACAGCUGUAGCUUUUUAAAUGUUAAGAUCAAGAUUCCCAGCUUGGUUUAGGUUAUUAAAGUAACAAAGACUUUGACAACCGUGUGUUCCCUGUGCAGUGCAUUUCCUCCUGCUACAACUGAAUCCUUAGUCAUUAGCUACUGAUCAUAGGACUGCUGGUCAAGACCCUUUAUCACGGAAACUUGUCCAGUGUAUCCUAUAAUUUGUCCUAUAAUUUUGUCACCAAUGGGGAAUAUGGUGUAGUACAAUAUAGGAGGAGGCUUUUGGAGCAAAUGUGUACUUUUGCACUUCCAUCUUUAUCACCUGUCAAUAAAUUCUCAUAAUAUGUUUAUUAUGUGUGUAUAAUUGUACAUGAACAAAUUUUUUAAUGUUUGUUUUUGUUCUGUUGUUUUGCAUGUGCUUAGUUUAAAUGUGCCGAUCCUCCUCACAAGCUCCAUUUUGGUUAAUUUGUCCAUUUUUGAAGAAGUCUUAAUUGGAACUGUAAGGUUGCUAUUUGGAUGCACCUAUUGGUUUGUAACCAUGCCCCUGCCUUCUCUAAAUGCCUCUGUGUAACUUUUACUGUAGGGCACCCCAGUGAUUUUUUUCCUUAGGUAAAUGGAAUUCAAGAUGCAGAUAAUUGGACUUUAUAUUUUCACAUAAAAACUGAUGUCUUUUGACUGUGUUGCCUCAUGGCUGGCUAUGUGAUGACAUUACAUCUGGUUUGGACAUUGCAAAGGAGAUCCAGUACAUGUAUAGUUUAAGAUUCACAGUAAGAGUUGAAAUGGUGCUUAUCGUACCAAAAUAAUAUGCUGAUCUAUGAGAAAUAAAGUUGCUUUCCAAGUAA
This is a messenger RNA of Acanthochromis polyacanthus (spiny chromis), 10075 nucleotides long. It is a transcript of the gene ranbp2, whose product is annotated as RAN binding protein 2. Gene Ontology annotation, biological process: protein peptidyl-prolyl isomerization; NLS-bearing protein import into nucleus. Gene Ontology annotation, molecular function: GTPase activator activity; protein binding; peptidyl-prolyl cis-trans isomerase activity. Lineage: Eukaryota; Metazoa; Chordata; Actinopteri; Pomacentridae. The record is from RefSeq and is a predicted model, not a curated record. Bases 150 to 9263 code for a protein of 3037 amino acids. Gene Ontology annotation, cellular component: nuclear pore; cytoplasm. The transcript is spliced from 29 exons.